This is a messenger RNA of Pangasianodon hypophthalmus (striped catfish), 1817 nucleotides long. RefSeq names its product R3H domain and coiled-coil containing 1 (gene r3hcc1). The record is from RefSeq and is a predicted model, not a curated record. NCBI's taxonomy places the organism in Eukaryota, Metazoa, Chordata, Actinopteri, Siluriformes, Pangasiidae. The transcript has 11 exons. Gene Ontology annotation, molecular function: nucleic acid binding. Bases 1 to 1386 code for a protein of 461 amino acids.
AUGCGGAAAGACGCAUGGAUGGACAGACGGGCCAAGGAACUAAUGUGUAGAAAGACGUAUGGAUGGAUAGUAAAUAUUGGCCAUGUGAAGCUCUGUCCUGCUGGAGUCAGACUCCUCUUCACGCUGCUCGUCAUCGCUCCGUCUCUGAACGCAGACCCUACAUCUCUAUUUUAUCCGAAUUUUUUAUGUCCCUCGUUCUUUAUCUUCUCAUCUAAGAAGCUCCUCUACUUUGGCACGCUGGCGUUUCCCUGCUUCGAUGGCACCUACCUGCCCAAGCAAGAGAGUGAAUUUGUUCAUAAGGUCCUUGAGGAGCUGGAUGCCUUCCAGCAGAGAGAUGAUCAGAAAAGCGUCAUACUCUUCCCACCCUUGCCGAGUCGACUGAGGUUUCUGAUCCACAAGACGGCAGAGAAGUUCCCAGAGCUGAGCACUUUCUCCGUGGGCGAGGCGUGGAGCCGCAGAGUGGCCGUCUGCUACUCAGAGCUCAGGUUGCCGGUGGAGGAGUGCAGCAGUGACACAGACGGGAAUGCGUAUGAGCAGCCGUGUGUGAGCAGCAGAGGGAUGCGGGGAAAAUCACGAUCGGCUCUCAGCAAGGGAAGCAGACGCCCGGAUAAAGCCAUUUAUGUCCCCCGCGCUUUGAGACAGUCCGAGUGUGAGACGAGUCUCAGCUCCCCCAGCUGCUCUCUCAGCCUCAGCGUCUCUGAGGAUUCCAGUUCUGACAGCACAGACCCUCCACCAGCCAAUCACGAGCCUGGAACCGACAGCGCCGACGAAUCGGCGGGCGAGCAGGACGCAAUGGCGCACAUUGCAGGGGCGGAGCCUGUGGACUGCGAUCAGACUCUGUCCUAUUUCAUGGCGAUGACUCUGGAGGAGGAAAGGAGCAGCAAAGAUACCUCACAAACAAAUACAUCCUGCCAGGACACGGAGGAGACGGACGACUACCACCACGAGAUCACGGCCUAUUUGAAGGAAGAACCAUCAGCGAUAGAAAACACGCAGAACGAUUACUCCAGCUUCGAGAACGUGUGGAUCGACCACAACGAUUUUGCCCACGUCAUCGAGAUUUACGACUUCCCAGCGAUGUUCAAAACCGAAGACCUGCUGGAUGCUUUCUCAGAGUACAGUGAAGGAGGGAUGAAGAUUAAAUGGGUGGAUAACACUCAUGCUCUCGGCAUCUUUUCCAGUGCAUCAGCAGCGCUGCAGGCUCUGUCCAUCAAACACCCGCUGCUGAAGACGAGGACGCUGUCCAAGGCCAGCAAAAAGGCCAAAGGCAAAGUAGCAAGACGUGCAGAGUUCCUGCAGCCGGUGAAGGAGCGGCCACGGACUGAUACAGCCGUAGCACGCAGGAUGGUGACCAGAGCUCUGGGCCUGAGAGCUAAACGCUAUUGAACACCAGUUUGUUUACCUGAUGAUGAUGAUGAUGAUGACGGACCAGGGCCACGUUUAAACCACCUCAAGCACGACAACACACAGUUUUAUAAGUGUUUAUUUUAUAGUGUCCAAUCACUCUCUCUCUCUACAGCUCUAGUCAAACUUUUUUCACUUCAGGCAGUUGUGAAAACUGAAACGUCCCACUUUAUUAAAACAGCAUGAUGAUAUCUAGUCUCUUAAUCCAGAUCCUUUUUAUGAAGUGAACACAGCUCAGAUUAAAUGAAUUGGUGAAAUUAAAAUCUGUUUAAACACAUAUCUGUACACACUGAUAGAGGUGAGAUCAAGCUGGUUUGAAUGUGGAAAGAAAUUUCUGGAAACAGUCCUAGAUGACACAGUAGUUCACAUUUAGUUUUAUUCACCUUUAUUUUCCCUUUUAAACCUGUAAUAAU